Colletotrichum truncatum is the source of this 1572-nucleotide messenger RNA. Its product is annotated as cytochrome P450. NCBI's taxonomy places the organism in Eukaryota, Fungi, Ascomycota, Sordariomycetes, Glomerellales, Glomerellaceae. The record is from RefSeq and is a predicted model, not a curated record. Gene Ontology annotation, molecular function: iron ion binding; oxidoreductase activity, acting on paired donors, with incorporation or reduction of molecular oxygen, reduced flavin or flavoprotein as one donor, and incorporation of one atom of oxygen; heme binding.
AUGGCGUUUUCCAUCCCUUCAAACAGAUUCAUUCAGCUAUCGGCGCUUGUCCUAUUGUACGUGGCUGCCUGCAGUCUACUCGCGUACCGUCGUCGGCGGCUGUACAGUCGACGAUACGGUUGUCGCCCUCCACCGAAGGCGAAGCUAGUUGAUCCUGUGUUUGGAAUCGAUGGAAUGCUUGCGAAUGCUAAAGCAGCACGAGAACAUAGAAGUCUUCAGACAUUUGAGGAGCGCUUUUACUCCAUAGGAGCGACUUACAGCACUAAGCUUCUCUUCGGAAAACCGAUUAUAAUCACCAUGGAACCAGAAAAUAUCCGCACAGUCAUAAGUCAAAGCUUCCACGAUUACGCCCUUGCGCCUUUCCGUCAGCCUGCGCUGAAACAUUUUCUUGGUGAUGGCAUCUUCACGACGGAUGGCGCAAAGUGGCAAUCAUCCCGAGCGUUGCUGAGACCGAACUUUACUCGCGACCAGGUCGCUGACCUAGAGUCUUUGGAGAAACAUGUGCAGGAUUUGUUCAAGGUGCUCCCACGAGACGGAACUACGCCGGUCAAUUUACAAGAACAUUUUUUCCGCUUCACCCUCGACUCGGCCACCGAGUUCCUUUUUGGAAAGAGUGUCAAUAGUCUGAAACGAUGUGUUGACCAAGACGCCGACAGCCUCGAUGCUCAAUUUGAAACUGCUUUUGCCACUGCUCAAGCGGAAUGCAUGGAGUUCGUCGGCCUUGGCCCGUUGGCAAAGUACGCACGAGUUAAAUCCCAUAAACAAGUCGACGUUGUACACCGCUACAUCGAUCAAUUUGUCGAACGAGCCAUCGAAUACCGAAAGAAGCACGACGAGUUGGGAGCUGAAAGUAGUGCUGAGAAAAAGUCGAAGUACUUGUUCCUACAGGAGCUUGCUAAGGUGACUACCGACCGAAGCCGUCUGCGAUAUGAAUUGCUCAACGUACUCAUGGCCGGACGUGACACCACGGCAAGUUUGCUGGGCAAUCUUUUCUUUAUGAUUUCCAAAAGGCCGAAAAUCUGGUCUAAGCUGCAACAUGAGGUCGAUGGCCUUAACGGGUCUAUGCCUUCGUAUUCUACUCUGCGAGAUAUGCCGUACCUCAAAGCGUGCCUCCGCGAAUCGCUACGACUGCAUCCCGUUGUUCCCGUCAAUACACGCAUAGCAACAACCGACACUAUGCUACCACGUGGUGGUGGACCAGACAGGAAAAGCCCUGUGUACGUGAAGAAAGGAACUGCUGUGGGUUGGUCAGUGUAUGCAAUGCACCGGCGCAAAGACAUUUAUGGCCCCGAUGCCAAUGAAUUCCGUCCGGAGCGCUGGAGCUCACUUCGGGUUACGUGGGAGUAUCUUCCGUUUAAUGGGGGCCCACGUAUUUGCCUUGGACAGCAGUAUGCACUGACGGAGGCCUCGUACCUCACGGUGAGGAUGUUGCAAGAGUUUUCGAAGGUAGAGAGUGUGGACCCAGGUGAAUGGGAGGAGGAGCUCGCUAUAACCGCCUGUAAUCGGAGAGGAUGUCGAGUUGUACUUGCUCCAAGACUGAAGACGGAUAUGAGUCCCUCUUUGUCUGAUUGA